Molecule: messenger RNA, 1717 nt
Organism: Paramecium sonneborni
Lineage: Eukaryota; Ciliophora; Oligohymenophorea; Peniculida; Parameciidae
Source: the annotation of a GenBank genome assembly
AUGGGUUGUUGUACAUUUAAAUUGUAUAAAGAAGAAGCAGGUAUUAAACAUUUUAACUUAAGUCUUAACAAUAGAAGAUAGAUAAUUAGAUUAGAUAGAUAUAGAGAUUAACAAUAAUAAUGCUUAAAAUGUUACAACAAAAAUAUUGUUUCAAGAUAAAUAAACUACAGGAAUUAAAUCAAGUUCCUUAUCGAAAGAAUAAAUUUAUUAAAAGGAUUAAGAAUAGGAUUAAGAAUAAACUAAAAAUAAGUAAGAAAAUAAUUCAGACAUGGCUAGAAAAACAAUUAGUGGGAAAAUGAAAUUAACACCAGAGAUGUUGGUUAGAAAGUAAUGUAUUACUGAGAAAUUUCUGUCCCAUUAUGAAAUUGUAAAGAAACUGGGAUAAGGAGGAUUUGGUGAGGUUUAUUUAGUAAAACAUUUAUCAACUGAAAAUUUGAGAGCAGUAAAAGUAAUUCUUAGAAAAACAAUCAAUUGCGAAGAAAAAUUAUUAGAAGAAACCGAAAUUUUAAAAACUUUAGAUCAUCCAAAUAUAGUAAAAGUCUUGGAAAUAUUUGCUGAUUUUAAAUAUUAUUAUAUAGUAACUGAAUACUGUUAAGGAGGUGAGUUAUUAGAUAGAAUAAAAACAAUGACUAAUUAUAAUGAGAGAUUGGCAGCUAAAUAUAUGAAAUAAGUAUUUUCAGCAAUAAUAUAUUGUCAUCAUAAAAAUAUAGUACAUAGAGAUUUAAAAGUAUUAAUUUAUAAAAUAAAAUUUUAGCCAGAAAAUAUCUUAUUUGAUUCAAAAGAUCCUGAUGCUAAUUUAAAGGUGAUUGAUUUUGGAGCAAGUGAAAAAAUGGUUAAUGAAUCUUAUUUAACAAAAAAAGUUGGAACCCCUUAUUAUGUGGCUCCAGAAGUAAUAUCAGAACCAGGAUAUGAUUAAAAAGUUGAUGUUUGGUCUUGUGGUGUUAUUCUUUAUAUUUUGAUGAUAGGUAGACCACCUUUUAAAGGAUAAAAUGAUAUAGAAACUUUAAAAUUAGCUAAAUAAGGUAAAUUUAAUACAAGUCAUGAACGUUGGAAUAGAUCAAGUGAUUAAGUCAAAGAUUUGAUCACUAAAAUGAUAGUUGUAGAUCCAAAAUUAAGAAUUAAUAUGGAAGAAGCUUUUAACCAUAUUUGGAUAUAAAAUACUGAAAAUAAUGAAAAUAAUGAAGUUUAAGAUUACAAUAUAAUCAAAACACUUAGUUAAUUUUCUGCUUAAAAUAAAUUAAGAGCAGCUAUUAUUUAGUUUAUUUCAGUUCAAUUAGUUAAUAAAGAAGAAAGCAUUAAAUUAUCUUAAACAUUUAAAUCUUUAGAUAUUAAUGGAGAUGGUACAUUAAGCAGAGAAGAACUAUUAAAAGGAAUUUUAACUGCAGAUAUUGAUCAUUUUUAAGCAGAAACUAUGGUAAAUGAUUUAAUGUAAGAAUUAGAUGUCAAUGAAUCUGGUAAGGUUGAUUUUACUGAAUUUCUAUCUGCUGCUCUUGUUCUUUAAUAAAAAAUAACUCUUAAUAAUAUAAAAAAUGCUUUUAAAAUGUUUGAUAUUGAUGGUAAUGGUGUAAUAAGUAAAAAUGAAUUAGAAAGUAUUUUUGGAGGAAUAGAAAUUGAUAGUUAAGCUUGGGAAGAUAUUCUAGAUAAGUUUGACUUUAAUAAAGAUGGAGUUAUAGAAGAAGAAGAAUUCAUUAAACUCUUAGAAAAUAUUUAAUUAUGA